AAUACUAUUCAUUUUUUCGUUUUUGAUUUUAUUUUGAUGUUUUAGUGGUUCCCGGAUUUUGCGACAGUUUUGCGACAUAGUUUACGGCAGUUUUUGACAGGCGAGCGCGUAAUUUGUAAACAGAGCUAACAGUCCCACUCACAGAGGUCGAUGUUGCUUCUUAUUAGGUUUUUAUUAAGUAUUUAAUUAAUAGAUUGGGAUUCUUUUUCUUAUUUUUUGUUUGUUUAAUUACCCUGAAGUAAAGUUAAUAAUCAAUGGACUACUUUUUACCUUCUACUUUUUAAGUUCUUCAGUUAGCUCCGUUAGCUAACAUGCUAACCCGGUGGAGGGACAGCAGCAGGGAGGCAGCCCGGAGGACCGGCCGCUUCAUGUGAGAGCUGCCCGGCAUGCUGGUUCACUUCCUCGGGAGAUCAGUGCUUCGAUCGGGACUACAGCGGCUCCGGGUCCAGCGGAGGUGUUUCUGUGCGGCGCAGGGGGAGCGGUGUCCGGACACGCAGGCGGACAUGAUCCGGGGCCGGGCUCAGAUCAGGCGGGUCCUCUGCGUGGCCGAGAAAAACGACGCGGCCAAAGGCAUCUCAGAGAUCAUGUCCAACGGCAGGUCCAGGAGGAGGGAGGGGAUGUCAAAGUUUAAUAAAAUCUAUGAGUUUGAAUAUCAUCUCUUUGGUCAGAAUGUGACGGUAACAAUGACGUCUGUGUCAGGACAUUUACUGGGUCUGGAGUUUAAAGCACAGUUCCAGAAAUGGCACAGCUGCAACCCCGUGUUAUUAUUUGAUGUUGAGGUAGAGAAGUACUGUCCUGAUAACAUGUUACAAAUAAAGCGGACACUAGAGAAAGAGGUGAGACAGUGCCAGGCUUUAGUCAUCUGGACUGAUUGUGACAGAGAAGGAGAAAACAUCGGCUUUGAAAUCAUAGACAUCUGCAAAGCAGUGAAGCCAAAUAUACAAGUCUUCCGGGCAAAGUUUUCUGAGAUCACCGCCAACUCCAUUAGAAGAGCUUGUGAGACUCUAACGGAGCCAGACGCUAACAUCAGCGAUGCCGUCGAUGUCCGUCAGGAGCUGGACCUGCGGAUAGGUGCGUCCUUCACUCGAUUCCAGACGCUUCGCCUGCAGAAGAUCUUUCCAGAGUCUCUGGCCAAUCAGCUGAUCUCCUACGGCAGCUGUCAGUUUCCCACUCUGGGCUUCGUGGUCGAGCGUUUCAAAGCCAUCCAGGCUUUCAUACCCGAGACUUUCUACAAGAUCAAAGUGCUGCACGAGGUGGAGGAGGACACCGUGGAGUUCAGCUGGAAAAGAAACCGUCUUUUCAACCACACGGCUUGCCUGGUGCUCUACCAGAUCUGCAUGGAGGAUCCCAUGGCAACAGUCACCUCAGUAACCAGCAAACCCAAGAGCAAGUGGAGACCGCUGCCUUUGGACACUGUGGAACUGGAGAAACUUGCAUCUCGUAAGCUCAGAAUAAAUGCCAAAGAGACCAUGAAAACUGCAGAAAAACUCUACACCCAAGGGUAUAUCAGCUACCCCCGCACUGAGACAAACAUUUUCCCCGCAAACCUGCCUCUCGGCCCCCUGGUGGAGCAGCAGACUCAAAGCCCGGUCUGGGGGACGUUCGCUCAGAGGGUGCUCGACCAGCCCGGGGGUCCCAACCCGCGACAGGGCAAGAAAUCUGACCAAGCCCACCCCCCGAUACACCCCACCAAGUUCUCUAAUUCACUGCAGGGCAAUGAGGGACGCGUGUACGAGUUCAUUGUCCGGCACUUCCUGGCCUGCGUAUCCCAGGAUGCUGUGGGGCAGGAGACCGUGGUGGACAUAGACAUCGCCAAGGAGAACUUCUCCACCUCGGGACUCAUGAUCAUCGCAAGGAACUACUUGGACGUUUACCCGUAUGACAAGUGGAACACCAAGGUGAUUCCAGUGUAUGAACAAGGCUCCCAGUUUCAGCCUUCUGCUAUCGAGAUGGUGGACGGAGAGACGAGUCCUCCGCAGCUGCUCACUGAAGCCGACCUCAUAUCUUUGAUGGAGAAGCACGGCAUCGGCACAGAUGCAACCCAUGCAGAGCACAUCGAAACCAUAAAGAGUCGCAUGUACGUGGGUUUGACAGCGGAACAGAGGUUUCUGCCCGGAGAGCUCGGCAUGGGACUGGUGGAGGGUACACACACACACACACGCACACACACACGCACGCACGCACGCACGCACGCACGCACAAGGUUUUUAUACAAAGGAAUGUGUUGGCUCCUUUAUGUUGUUGCUUCUGUCACUCACUUAUCAAACGUGUGUGUUUGUUUAGGUUACAACUCCAUGGGCUACGAGAUGUCAAAACCAAACCUGCGUGCUGAAUUGGAGGCGGAUCUCAAGCUGGUAUCAGAGGGCAGGAAGGACAAACAGAGCGUGUUGCGGCACCACAUCCAGAAAUACAAAACUGUCUUCAUGGAGUCUGUUAAGAAGGCGAAAAAGUUGGAUGAAGCCCUGUCGUCCUAUCUGGGUGCAGCUCUGGAGCUCCCUGAAGCAGAGCAGCAGGACAUGGAGAUCCUGCUGCCGGUCAGAAAGUGUCCUCACUGUGGGCGGGACAUGGUGCUGAAGAAGAAGAGAGAAGGAAACAAUAAGUACCUGUCCUGCACGGGCUACCCAGCCUGUAAGACGGUGGUGUGGUUCCCCGACGUGGUGCUGGAGGUCAGCAGAGACGACAGCAUUUGUCCCACCUGUCACCCGCGCCCUGUUCACAUGUUGAAGUUCAAGUUCCGCAGGGGCAGCAUCCCUCCCAUGAUGCCUUUAGAGUUUGUUGGCUGCAUCGGUGGGUGUGAUGAGACGCUCAGAGAGGUGCUGGACCUGAAGUACCUCCGAGCAGGGGGAGGCGGAGGAGGUGGGAACGGUGGAGGAGGUGGGAACGGUGGAGGAGGUGGGAACGGUAGAGGAGGUGGGAACGGCAGAGGAGGGGGAGGAAGAGGAGAUGAUCUUCAUCCACCAGCUCCAUGGGCGCCGAGACCAGAGCCGCCCAGACCUCGACCUUCCCUUCCUCCUGUUCCCUCCUGGACUCCGCAGCCGCAACCUCCAGCAGGUGGCGGCGCUGCAGACACCAUCGGUGAUGUCAUUGUGUGUAACUGUGAUCAGGAAGCGCUCCUUCUAACGGUGCGCAAAGACGGCCCCAACCAAGGUCGCCAGUUCUACAAGUGCAACGGCGGGAACUGCAACUUUUUCCUGUGGGCGGACGAGCCCAGUCAGCAGGGGGCGCCACAGAGUCGAGGGCCUCCGCUGCAAGCACCCCCGAGGCCCUCUCUGGGGUUCAGGAACACCCCUGGAGGGCAGGAGGGAGGUUCGAGAGGACCAGCAGGACAGACGAUGUGUAACUGUAACGAACCGGCGGUGACGCGCACCGUGCAGAAGGACGGACCAAACAAGGGCCGCAUGUUCCACACCUGCGGGAAACCACGAGGCCAGCAGUGUGGCUUCUUCCAGUGGGCUGAUGAGAACGAACCUCCACCAGUGCCAGGUGGGUUUGGUGGUGGAUUUAAUGGAGGUGGAAACGGAGGCAAGAAGGCAAGGAAGAUCACGGGAGACGCAAACAAACCUCCAGCUGCUAAGAAAACGCGUACCUGCGGCAUCUGCCACGUGCCGGGACACACCCGAGUCACCUGUCCCCAACGGUGACCGCUGCCUAAAGACACUGUGAAGCAACUGAAGUCAAAGACUUCAAAGUGUGAAGAUUUUAGUUUUCAGCCCAGACUGUAAGUACCUCCUCACAGGGGGUGGACCUCUUCUUCUGGUUCAUCAGAAUUGAACCAGCACUGUGUGUCUUCCCUGUAACGUUUUACUUUGAUCACAAGACCAGAGUCACGUAAAUGACUAAGGAAGUCAGAACUUGUAUUUCCAAGUCCCAGUUGCGCAGCACAGUGACAAGUCUAGCUUUUUAUGCACAGAAGUUGCGCUAUAGAGCCACUACAGUCCCUUCUUUGCGUUACUUUUGCAUUUUUACACAACUGAAGCAUCAUCCUGCUCCAGAGUAUGAUUUUAGACAGCAUGCCAGCAUCGCAGAGACAAAAGACACAUGAUGGAUGUGACACUGAUCAAAACCUCUUCUGCCUCGAGUGUGACAUAAAAGACAGCGUGGGCAGCGCUUUCUAAACUAUGACGAUAGGAGAACAUGUCAAUAACAAUCACCUACAUACCUAUUCUGUGGCGGCUGAUCUCAUCCUCUGCUCGGAGGGUAAGACGCUUCCAAAAUCUGUUCCAGUGAAACCAGUAUACCGCUGACACUUUAUUUGGCCCUUUACUGCCUCUGCUGCCGGCUUAAAUCUGAGUUAACUGUGAUCUUCUGUUUUGUGAUCAUAUGUUUUUUACAGAACGCUGAGGCGACAUAACGGCACCAUAUUCCUGCCUUAAACAGGAAGUGUGAAAGAGGCUUUUGUUAUAAAUAAAAGGGGAAAUGCCAAAGACAUUUUGUGUCUCAGGUCAACAGAAACGAAAGCUCUUCUUUGUUUUCACUCAGAUCUAAUUUCUCAGUAUUCCUCAGAUCUUCAGUGUGCUUGUUUAAGAUGAAUGCCUCUUUUUUUGGCCCCUGAGAGGAAAUUUAAGGGUCAUUUGGGGGUCAGUGUAUUUCCCAAAAUGUCCAACUUUUUCUAUAACAUUCUGAGCAACAUUCAUAAACAAACCCACGCUCUACGCCUUAAACUCUUUCUGGACGAAAUUUUAAAAAAAGAAAAGUUAAACCGCUUAAAAUAUCGAGGAUAACCCAAAGAUGACAGUUGUUGGGAAAUUCACCUUUCUGGUCUUGGAUCAGUUUAACGUCUCGUUUAUUGUUUAUCUGCAUUUACAAUCCUGACAGUUUUACUGGGAUUAGUUUGAUGCGAAUGUCUUUAAUGAAUAAAUAUGAAUUUUAAAUAAAACAUAUUUGCACACUG
This is a messenger RNA of Plectropomus leopardus (leopard coralgrouper), 4891 nucleotides long. NCBI's taxonomy places the organism in Eukaryota, Metazoa, Chordata, Actinopteri, Perciformes, Serranidae. The record is from RefSeq and is a predicted model, not a curated record.